Trichoderma asperellum CBS 433.97 is the source of this 1095-nucleotide messenger RNA. RefSeq lists its product as uncharacterized. Gene Ontology annotation, cellular component: membrane. The record is from RefSeq and is a predicted model, not a curated record. NCBI's taxonomy places the organism in Eukaryota, Fungi, Ascomycota, Sordariomycetes, Hypocreales, Hypocreaceae.
AUGGCUCCUCCAACGCAGACUUUUAACCUGGACGUUGAAGCCAUCUCUGGCAUUUGCGGGUCUAUAUCCAUUGCCUGCUGGGUUGUCGUAUUCUCUCCGCAGAUCAUACAAAACUUCCAACGAAGCAGUGCCGACGCUCUUUCGAUUCAAUUCAUCAUCAUCUGGCUCUUGGGAGAUGUCUUCAACAUUCUCGGAGCGGUUUUGCAGGGAGUUCUUCCCACCAUGAUCAUUCUGGCGGUAUACUACACAAUCGCCGAUAUUGUGCUGCUGGGCCAACUCUUUUACUACCGUGGCUUUACGUGGCGCGACGAGCCGACCCCUCCAUCCCCGCCAAAGACAAAUGGCAACGGCAACACUUCUACACCGGCGACCACCUCCACCGAUGUGGAUGAGUAUACUGCUCUGAUUGCAAGAGUAGAGAGUCAUGGCCACCAUCAUCAUGACCGCCGUGGUCGGCGCGGAUCAGAUUGGUCUGGCUUCUCGCCUGCAGUACCGCAUAUUCCCGAGCCACCGACGACCCCACAACCACCACCGACUGCCCUGCAAACUACCAUGUGGAAUUCAAUUGUGAUCCUCAUGGUAUGCGCGGCUGGCGUUGCAGGAUGGUUCUUGGGCGAGAGGGCCACUGGCCGCGAGAAGUCCCCUGCCGAUAGCAGCGAUAAUCUAGAGUUCAACACUUUGGGUCAAGUGUUUGGAUACUUUUGCGCCGCUUUAUACAUUGCCUCUCGACUGCCGCAACUUAUUCUUAACUGGAGACGCAAGACGACGGAAGGCCUUAGCAUGCUCUUCUUCUUGUUUGCUUGUCUAGGAAACGCCACCUAUGUCUUGUCUAUUGUUGUAUAUGCACCGCAUUGCGGCGAAGAAGCCUGCACUCCAGAGGAAGCAAGGCGCCUCUAUGGUCGUUACAUCCUCGUGAAUCUAAGCUGGCUGGCAGGCAGCGCCAUGACGCUUCUGUUAGACUUUGGUGUUUUUAUCCAGUACUUUUUGUACAGGGUAGAGGACGAUGUUUCGGACGACGAGACCCCUGGCGGCGAGGACAGCAGUGCUAUCGAUGAGCGUUACGAUCAGAGACCGCUGCUUGACCGGGGUGAUUAA